Hydra vulgaris (swiftwater hydra) is the source of this 1954-nucleotide messenger RNA. RefSeq lists its product as uncharacterized. The record is from RefSeq and is a predicted model, not a curated record. NCBI's taxonomy places the organism in Eukaryota, Metazoa, Cnidaria, Hydrozoa, Anthoathecata, Hydridae.
AUUUGUUUUUGAUAUUUGUAGAAAAUAAGAAAUUAUUUUUGCCAUGUUCAGACUGUUUAACUUUGAUUUGACCGAAACAGAAAUUACUGUAACUUACCCACUCAUAUACCUUCAUGGAGAGUGCACAAAUAAAGCUUCGUGGUUAAGCUGCUUGUCUCUUGGUAUUGUUCGCAAGUGGCCUGUACUAAAUGGAUACUUUAAAGUGUAUGCAGAGCUUGCAGUCGGGUUGAAUGAAGUUCAUUUGACCAACGAAGAUUGCGUGCCAUUGACUAUUAAGGUUAAAUACCUUAAACCUGAAAAUCCGAGAAAAGUUCUUCCCGUUUAUAUUGUUUGCAAAAAUUCUGAUGGAUCUUUUAUAUCACCUGACAAAUCACGUGAAAAUAAUGUUGAUGAAGCUCUCAAAAAGAUUCAGUUGAACGUACGAUUAAUGCAGACCUUUUUCGCGGAAUCAAUGCACGAGCAUGGGUUUUCUAGAAAGACUUUUGAAAUGCAUGAAACUAAUGAAGGUGUUGUGGUUGUUGAUAUAUUGUACAGCGAUUUGGAUAUAAAUGAAACUCAAACCAUGUCUCCUGACAGACUUUAUUCUUACUUUAUAGAAGAAAUCACUAGAAAAAUCAAUAAACCAAACACCAAGUAUUUGUGUUUUAUGUCAUGUACUCGUUACAAGGCACCCAAUGAAGAAAAUAAUUUCACCAUAGGUAAAAUUAUGUCAUAUGUAACCGGUCACGCUGCACUCGGUGGAGGUAAUAUGGCCUUGUUUGGAACUGGUUCCAUUCAUACCUGGGCUACGUAUAUAGAAGAAAUAUAUUUCAAAUUUUCAGAUAAUACUUUAAUCGACAGAAAGUGCAUGUUUGACGAUAGUUGUGGAAGAGGAACACAUUGGGCUAACUACUCAACUAGUCUAGGAGCAGCAAUUCAUGAACUUGGACAUUGCUUUGAUCUAGCUCACACGCCGUCUGGUAUUAUGGCACGUGGUCAUGAUGACAUGAAUUGUUUUUAUAUUGUUGUUGAAGGUUCAACAGUGAAUGAGUUUCAAAGUACAUCAUUAUCUAAUGAACGUUUUUUGGCUAAGUACAAUGGCGCUCAUUGGCAUCGAGCAUCUGCUGUCAUCCUUAACUAUCAUAAAUGGUUUAACUCACACAGUGCCUCGGCCACAGAUCUAGUGUGUGAUAAAGUUUAUUUGUCUGAGUUAACGCCAGUGUUAAUGGUACCUGGAAAAGUAGGGCCAUUUGGUAAUAAUGGGCCUAGUGCCCAGACCAGUCAGAUUGAUUUUGACUCAAAAACUUGGUUAAAUAAGCACAACUUGUAUUUAAAGGGCAUUGUUUUAUUUUGGGACACUUAUUUAUGCGGAAUUCAAUUUAUCGGAGGUAAGCUUUUAGAUAACAAUGAAAUAUACUCUCAAAUUUAUGGGUCUUCCGCAUUUUGUAAAAGAUCAAGGUUCGACCUCGCUUUAAAUGAAAAAAUCACAUCUAUCACGUUGAGAUCAGGAGCAUGGGUUGACGGGAUUCAGAUUUCAUCUAAUUAUAAGUCGUCACGCUGGCUGGGUGGAGCCGGAGGUAACGUUAUACAUUACAAAAUACCUGAAAACCGUUGGGUUAACACGAUAUUCGGAAGUGCUGGAAAAUAUGUUGGCAGUAUUGGCUUAAAACUGGAUGACUACGAAGAAACUCAUGCUCCUCAACCGCUUAUGUUUCAUACAAAUAACGGAAUUCGGUUAUUGGAAUUUCGAAAUAAGUCGGGCGAAAUCAUUGCACAUAAAGAAUAUCUACAUCAACCCCCUAAGAACCUAGUAAUAAGAGUAGAAGAUAUAAUUUCAUAUCAAUCCCGCGUUAAUAGUGAAAAAUCUAGUGAGAGUGAAUAUGAAAAAAUUAUUAGCGGGAUGCUGCUAGAUGAUUCAGGAGAAGUUCUUCGAUUUCAUUUAAAUUAGUUUUCAUUUAUUUUAGUUUUAGCUAAA